Messenger RNA from Cyprinodon variegatus (sheepshead minnow), 1112 nucleotides. RefSeq names its product ribosyldihydronicotinamide dehydrogenase [quinone]-like. The record is from RefSeq and is a predicted model, not a curated record. Gene Ontology annotation, molecular function: NAD(P)H dehydrogenase (quinone) activity. The coding region runs from base 1 to 1092 and encodes 363 amino acids. NCBI's taxonomy places the organism in Eukaryota, Metazoa, Chordata, Actinopteri, Cyprinodontiformes, Cyprinodontidae. The transcript has 8 exons. Gene Ontology annotation, cellular component: cytosol.
AUGGGCGUCACCAAACUAGCCCGAGCCCAUGGGGUCCACCGGCGGCCAGUCAUACACAAGGUAGAUUUGGAUGGGAUCUCCAAGGUCAGGGUGAACACCAUUUCCAAGUGGGGACCCCUGCCUGGCUCAGCAGCCACCAGGAAUGAGACGCACCCAAUCAAGUACCCAGCCCUGCACCUAGAGAACCGUCAGAUUGCCAGCAGACACAGGAUCCGGCCACUGUGUGGGGACUAUAAAUCUGAUAUCUGCGUCUACGGUACUGGUGCUAAAGCUCCUCAGAAACCAAAGAAAGUGCUGAUCGUGUUUGCUCACCAGAGCUCUGGAUCAUUCAAUGCUGCAGCUAAAAAUGCUGCUGUAGAGGUCCUGACUGCUCAGGGCUGCACAGUGGAAGUCUCUGAACUGUAUGCCAUGAGUUUUAAAGCCACUGCUACAGCUGAGGACAUCAAAGGGGAUGUGAAGAAUGCUGAGAACUUCUGUUAUUUGGAGGAGUCUAAACUUGCAUGGGAGCAGGGAAAACUGUCAGAUGACAUCACAAAGGAGCAAACUAAGCUCACUGAGGCAGACCUCAUCAUUUUUCAGUUCCCCAUGUACUGGUUCAGUGUUCCUGCCAUCCUGAAAGGCUGGAUUGACCGUGUUCUCACCAAUGGCUUUGCCUUCUCUAAAGAGAAGCGCUACAGCCAGGGAAUCUUCAAGGACAAGAAAGCCAUGCUGUCCUUCACCACUGGAUCUCUAGAAUCCAUGUUCAGCCCAACUGGCAUUAACGGAGACAUGAAUGUUACACUGUGGCCACUGCAGAACGGCAUCCUGCACUACUGUGGCUUCCAGGUUCUGGCCCCUCAGAUCUUCUGGGCUCCUUCUUCUGCUGCAGCUGAAGAUCGCAAGAGCAUGCUGGAUAGCUGGCGCACACGACUGCAAGGACUUCUGGAGGAAAAGCCUCUGUCCUUCAUUCCCUUGGACUGCUUUGAUGAGAAGGCUUUCCAGUUGAAGCCCGAUGUCCAUGAGAAGCAUUCCAGCCAGGAGUUUGGGCUGACUGUGGGCAUCCACCUGAACAAACCACUGCCCCCUCACAGCCAGAUGAAGGCUGGAUGCUGAUCUGUCAUUCCACUUGUAUA